This is a messenger RNA of Macaca mulatta (Rhesus monkey), 1308 nucleotides long. RefSeq names its product hippocalcin (gene HPCA). Gene Ontology annotation, molecular function: calcium ion binding. The record is from RefSeq and is marked provisional. Lineage: Eukaryota; Metazoa; Chordata; Mammalia; Primates; Cercopithecidae.
GCGGCCAUGGGCAAGCAGAACAGCAAGCUGCGGCCCGAGAUGUUGCAGGACCUGCGGGAGAACACGGAGUUCUCAGAGCUGGAGCUGCAGGAGUGGUACAAGGGCUUCCUCAAGGACUGCCCCACAGGAAUCCUCAACGUGGACGAGUUCAAGAAGAUCUACGCCAACUUCUUUCCCUAUGGUGACGCCUCCAAGUUUGCCGAGCACGUCUUCCGCACCUUUGACACCAACAGCGAUGGCACCAUAGACUUUCGGGAGUUCAUCAUUGCGCUGAGCGUGACCUCACGCGGCCGCCUGGAGCAGAAGCUCAUGUGGGCCUUCAGCAUGUAUGACCUGGACGGCAAUGGCUACAUCAGCCGGGAGGAGAUGCUGGAGAUCGUGCAGGCCAUUUACAAGAUGGUUUCGUCCGUGAUGAAGAUGCCGGAGGACGAGUCGACCCCGGAAAAGAGGACUGAGAAAAUCUUCCGCCAAAUGGACACAAACAACGACGGCAAGCUGUCCCUGGAGGAGUUCAUCCGCGGAGCCAAAAGCGACCCGUCCAUCGUGCGCCUGCUGCAGUGCGACCCCAGCAGCGCCUCCCAGUUCUGAGAGGAGCCAGUUCCCCCUUCCUCCCUCCCUUCACCGUCUCCCUCCCGGCUCUUAGCUUCCUCUCCCUUGUGUGUAUUCUGGCUGGGGGCCAGAUUGGGGAAGCCCUUCUCCCCGGGUCUGCUCUGUGGGGGGCUUCCGGAAAAGGGAACCCUGCGGUACCCCCAGGCCAAAGCAAGUAAGCAGUUAGCACCCCCCAAUCCCAGAGGCAACAAUAGAGACACAGGCUGGGUUGGUCUGCCCCUCAGUCAGGUCCCCUUACCCACCCACCAGCCCCGAGGCCAGACACCUCUCCCAAAGGGGCAGUCUCCCCGUCUUGCAGAUCUCAGCUUGGGGGGUGGGGGGAGUCAUGCCCAGGGGAGGAGCCUUUUUAUCUGGAGGGGAGAGAAGGAUUCUAGGGGUGUGGAGUUGGAGAAAGAGGGUUCCUUGAGCCACCCUUCCCACCCUAGCCCUUGCUGGUCCCCAGGCCAAGCCACCAAGUGAAACCUUCCAGGAUACUAGCCCCGCCAGCUGUGGGUCCCAGAAAGCCCGCCUGCCUUUUAGCACUUGGAUACACACAGACCCACGGAGCUCCUGUGUUUUGCCUCUCACACACAUACAGGCCCACAGACAGAUGGGCAGAUGCACCCAGAGCCCCAUGCACAGCGUCCUACGUGAGAAAGAGACACGGCCCCCUGGCUGAGCCCCUGUCCUCCCCUCUGUCCCCCCAUUCGCCCCCCCCCC